Messenger RNA from Mangifera indica (mango), 2232 nucleotides. RefSeq names its product cation/H(+) antiporter 15-like. Gene Ontology annotation, biological process: proton transmembrane transport; regulation of pH. NCBI's taxonomy places the organism in Eukaryota, Viridiplantae, Streptophyta, Magnoliopsida, Sapindales, Anacardiaceae. The transcript has 4 exons. The record is from RefSeq and is a predicted model, not a curated record. Gene Ontology annotation, molecular function: antiporter activity. Bases 1 to 2232 code for a protein of 743 amino acids. Gene Ontology annotation, cellular component: endomembrane system; membrane.
AUGCGCAUGUUCUUCAUUGUCCUCAAACCUCUUCGUCAGCCUCGUUUUGUGGCUGAAGUUGCUGCUAGCAUUCUCCUCGGACCGACUAUAAUUGGGUUUUUUAAUGUUCCGGAAUUGGAGUCCCAAGUUUUCACGUCGCUCUACCCUUUCGAGAACAGCUUGUUAUUAGAGUCAUUUUCCACCUUAGGACUCACUUACUACAUGUUCUUGGUGGGGUUAGAGAUGGACUUGUCCACGAUAAGGCACAUGGAUAAGAAGUCAUGGAACAUUGCCAUUAUAGGAUCCAUUUUCCCAUUUUUUUUUGGUGCAAGCUUAUACUAUUUACCUACACUUCAAGGCAAGGAUGUAAUCUUAGCUCCACUUGGUGCUUUGUUCUGGGCUAUAACGUUAACUAUGACAAGCUUCCCAGACCUGGCCAGGAUCCUUUCGGAUUUCAAACUUCUCCACACGGAAAUUGGCAAAAUUGACUUAAGUUCUACUAUCAUUAACGAUAUCAGUACUUGGGUCCUUUUUGUUGGAACAAUAAUCACAUCUAGAGGUAUUGGCUACGAAGUGGCCAGAGGGACAAUUCCCUUAGUUGCCUUCGUUGUAAUCUGCUUGUUUGUAUUGCGUCCAAGUAUUGCUUGGUUCAUAAAACGGACCAAAAAGAAAGGAGGCAGAUACUGCGAUAUGCAUAUAUACUUCAUUCUCAUUGGCGUAGUUAUAUUUGGAUGCGUUGCAGAUGCAUGUUGGUCGCAUUCCCUGGUCGGUGGUUAUCUAUUUGGACUCAUUGUCCCAAGAGGAGAGCUCGCCAUUAAUGUCAUGGAAAGAAGUGAAAAGUUUGUGACUGGAAUUAUGUUGCCAAGCUUUCUUAUCAGUAGUGGGCUUAGAACCAGCCUUGACGAUAUAGGAAUUCAACCUAAAUGGGGAACUUUGAUUUUCAUUAUAACUUUUGCUACGUCUGCAAAGAUUGUGAGUACUUUCUGUGUUGCUUUGUGUUGUGGCAUGUCUUCUAGGGAUAGUUUGAUUCUUGGGGGUGUUAUGAAUACGAAAGGGUUUUUUACACUCAUCGUUCUAAAUGAAGGCCGGAGCUUGCCGGCUUUGGACAACAUGUCAAUGGGUGUAAUGGUGUUAACAAUUCUGUUCAGGAAGAGUUUGGUAGGGCCAAUGGUCUUCUUAAUCAACCGAGCCGGAAAGAGUAUCAUCAACCUCCUCCAAGUCUCCAAUUCCACAGAGAGAUCCCCAAUUUCCGUUUUUGCAGUCCACCUAGUCGAGCUCAGUAGAGCUACCCCAUUGCUGAUUGUGCACAAUACACCUGAGUAUACAUCUCACAACAAAUCUCGUAGAGGAAACACAGAGUUAGACCAUAUAAUUACUGCCUUAAAAGACUAUGAAGACAGGAACGAAGCAGUCUUCGUUUAUCCACUUACCGCCGUAUCGCCUUACCCCACAAUGCACGAGGACAUCGUCACGCUUACCAAGGAUAAGGAUGUCACAAUCAUUUUAAUCCCAUUUCACAAGCAACUAACAGCAGACGGUGAACUGCGUGAUGACCACCAUCCAAUAAGGGAUGUGCACAGAAAAUUGCUAGAAAAGGCACCAUGUUCUGUGGGCAUACUCGUUGAUCGUGGACUUACAUUUCACAUAGGCUCAAACGCAUCCAGCGGCAGGCGGGAGCUCCGAGUCGCCGUAAUCUUUAUCGGUGGAGCUGACGACCAGGAGGCCUUAAGUUAUGCUUGGAGAAUGGCAGGGACAAUGCGCGUUACCUUAACUGUGGUGCGGUUUCAAUUAGCAAAAGAUCCAGAUGUAGAUAAAGUGGCAGAAGGGGAGAAGACUCUGCAUUGGUCUGAUGAUGAAUACAUCAACGAGUUCAGGUUUGAGUCAGUGUUGGAUAAGUCAAUAAGUUAUCAUGAAAAACUAGUUCAAAAUAGCGAAGAACUUGAGACGACCAUCAGAGAACAGUACAAUAGCUUUGAUCUUUAUAUAGUUGGGCGAGGGUUAGGAGUAAAAUCACCAUUGAUAAAAGGACUAAAAGAAGUGGGUGACAAUCCGGAGCUAGGAGCAAUGGGAGAGGUAUUGGUGUCAUCCAAACGUACAGCACAUGCAUCAGUUUUUGUAGUGCAACAAUCUACUUCGGGGGCACUGGAUGCUACAUUGCCCCAUCGCAAGAGGAAAUUGGUUAAAAAGGAUUGGGCUUCACCCAUUUUGAAUCCUGAUUAUGACGCCAUUGUGCAGCAGAAAAAGAGGGGCUAG